Molecule: messenger RNA, 1670 nt
Organism: Pieris brassicae (large cabbage white)
Lineage: Eukaryota; Metazoa; Arthropoda; Insecta; Lepidoptera; Pieridae
Product: myrosinase 1-like
Exons: 11
Coding region: 174-1661 (495 amino acids)
Biological process (GO): carbohydrate metabolic process
Molecular function (GO): beta-glucosidase activity
Source: RefSeq, a predicted model, not a curated record
UCCUUCCUGGCGUUCAAGCCCCGAGUGCUGAAUGCUCCGAUGGUGUACAGAUUUUGAUGUUAUUACAAUAGUGGGCGACGUCACGUCUCAACACCGGAACAUUGUACUAAACAAUUGUUUACCUUAUAAUUGUCCAAUAUGUUUAAUACGUAUUGUAAAAUUUCAAACUUGCCAUGAAGACGUGUAUCAUGCUAAGCGUUCUUCUGUUGUCACAUUUGUGUACCGCAAAAUUUCCUCCUUGGUUUAAGUUUGGUGCUGCAACUUCCUCGUAUCAAAUAGAAGGAGCCUGGAAUAUUAGUGACAAAACUCCAAGCAUCUGGGAUACAUUUUGUCACAUUAAAUAUGACGUUAAAUGCUCCAAUACAAAUGGUGACGUAGCAGCCAAUUCCUACUAUCAAUGGGAAGAAGAUAUUGCCGCCUGUGCUGCCUUGGGACUAGACUAUUACAGAUUUUCAAUAUCCUGGACAAGAAUCCUACCCACAGGAUAUCCAAACAAAAUAAGCAAAGAUGGCGUUCGAUACUACAAUGAACUUAUCAACGGACUGCUCGCAAAGGGAAUCGAACCGAUGGUCACAAUGUAUCAUUGGGAAUUACCACAAAACUUACAAGACUUGGGUGGUUGGACAAAUGCUCUUAUAGGCACUUGGUUUGCGGAUUAUGCAAAGGUGUUAUUUAGUCUUUUCGGUGAUCGAGUCAAGACUUGGCUGACUAUCAACGAGCCAUUAAUCAUGUGUGCAGCCGCAUACGGCGAAAACACCGGCUUUGCCCCAGGAAUUAGCGAUCCGAAUUACGGAGCCUUUUUGUGCGCUAAGAACACUUUGUUGGCCCAUGCGCGUGCCUGGAGAAUUUAUGAUGUGAUGUUUAAACCAAAACAUCGUGGUAAAGUAAGUAUUGCAAACCAGAUAUUCUGGCUGGAGGGAAAGAGUGAGGAGGAACGGAAGCUUGGGGAGCUCACCUAUAGUUUAAAUGUAAUUUAUACAUAUCCAGUAUUUUCGAAGAACGGUGGAUGGCCGGAAGAGAUAGAAGAGAUAAUCGCCACUAACAGUAAAAACGAAGGUUUUAGCUUUUCUAGACUGCCACCAUUUACUACAGAGGAAAUUAAUUUUGUAAAAGGUACGUAUGACUUUUUCGGUUUAAACUACUACACAAGUCGUGUAGUUCGGAAAGCUACGAUGGAUGACAGACUGGAAUGGCCCUUCACGGGCUCUCAAGAAUUAGGAUCUUUUUUGACGGUUGACGCUACAUGGAGGAAUGAAAAUAUUGUACCUUGGUUAUAUGAAUAUCCAAUCGGACUCCGUCGAAUAUUGGAGUGGGUUAAAAAGGAAUUCGGUGACAUUGAAAUUAUAGUAACGGAAAUAGGCUAUGGUGAUGGUGGAGAAGAUGAAAAUGACUAUAACAAAAUACGAUAUCACAAUAAGCAUUUAGAGCAGGUGGAACUCGCGAUUAAGGCAGGGAUAAAUGUAACUGGAUACACAGUUUGGAGUCUAAUUGACACGUUUGAGUGGGAGUCUGGAAAUACAGUGAAAUUCGGUCUCUACAAAGUGGAUUACGAUGAUCCGAAGCGCGCACGCAUACCUCGCCCAUCCGCUAAGUUCUACGCAGCCGUCAUACAAACUAGAUCUUGUGAUGUUUUACAUACAUACAUUAACGAUGAACUUUAAAGUAUUAUU